AUGGUACCUUUUGAAGCGGAAAUGCCUACAGAAAAUAUUGUACCGCCAGUAGUUGGCGAUCAAGCUGAUUGUAAUAAAGUCAACACAUGCCAUGUAGAUGAGUUCCUUUAUGAUGAAAGCCAAGUUGACCAGUUGGUCAAGAAGGGACAACUGCAAAGACAUUAUUGCUUAGACUGUAACUCUCGCAAUACUCAGGACUUAAUUUUGAUCUCACAUUCAAUGUCAAGGCAAGCAUUACAAUAUAUUUUUAAAGUUUUACUUCCAAGAGAUUUAGAGGACAAACAACUUCUUGAUGUAGGAUCGCGAUUAGGAGCUGUAUUAUAUGCAGCUUAUUAUUUCUCCAAUGUUUCCAAAAUUGUAGGUAUAGAAAUGAAUAAAGAAUGCUGUGAUGUUCAAGAAAAAAUAAUACAUCAAUUUUCUAUGGAUAUGGACAGAAUAAAAAUUGUACAUUCAGAUGUAACUUUGAGACCAGAUAUUGUUGAAUGUGCAAACAUAAUCAUAAUCAAUGUCUUAGAUUUUUUUGUUGAUGUGGAAAAACAUAAAGAAAUGUGGUACUUCUUCAAGAAAAACAUAAAAAAAGGAAGUUACUUAAUAGCUAACAGAAGUAUGGCUGAAACAUUAGGUAGUUUAGAACUAUUUGAAGAAUUUAUGAACUGGUUAACCAUUUGCAAACCAAAUCAACUAGAAAACGAGAUUUUCUUUGAUGUAGAAGAUUAUAGUGAAUUAUAUCUGUAUAUAAUAAAU
Brenthis ino (lesser marbled fritillary) is the source of this 744-nucleotide messenger RNA. The record is from the annotation of a GenBank genome assembly. Lineage: Eukaryota; Metazoa; Arthropoda; Insecta; Lepidoptera; Nymphalidae.